Messenger RNA from Mesocricetus auratus (golden hamster), 2458 nucleotides. Its product is annotated as zinc finger protein 431-like. The transcript has 5 exons. Gene Ontology annotation, biological process: regulation of cytokine production; regulation of immune system process; negative regulation of transcription by RNA polymerase II. The coding region runs from base 450 to 1586 and encodes 378 amino acids. The record is from RefSeq and is a predicted model, not a curated record. Lineage: Eukaryota; Metazoa; Chordata; Mammalia; Rodentia; Cricetidae.
UUUAUUCUCUGGAUCUGGGUGGGAAGCUGAAGUCACACUCUCUGUCCUAUGAGGGACCCAGAGGCAGAACUCGCAAUAACUUUGCUCUGCGGACUGAGUCGGCUCUGAGCAUUGGUAACAAGAAGCUGUGUAUAGAAUCAUCUUUAUAGUCAACUUCAACAUGCUUUUGGUGCACCCAUGGAAAGCAGUUCACCAACCUUGAAGAGGCCUAGUUUCUUCAGUAUCUUCUAGAGGUUCAGGACUUCACAUUUAAACUUUACCUCCACCUUCACCUCAGGAUCCUGUCAGUGAAGAAGUUUCUGCUGUUUAAGGUCUCUUGUGUACUUAAGAAACAAUUCUGGGAAUAUUUUUGCUGUGAUACAGUGACCUAUGAUGAUGUGCACAUCGACUUCACUCAGGAAGAGUGGGCUUUACUGAAUCCUUCCCAGAAAAGUCUCUACAAAGAUGUGAUGCUAGAGACCUACACGAACCUCAAUGCUGUAGGCUACAGUUGGGAUGACCAUAAUAUUGAAGAACAUUGUCAAAGUUCUAGAAGACAUAGAAGGUAUCUACAAAGGCAUGAAACAAUUCAUACUGGAGAGAAACCGUAUGAAAGUUUUCAAUAUGGUGAAAUCUUUGAAUGUCACAGUUGUCUCCAGCUCCAUAAAAGAACACAUACUGGAGAGAAAACCCAUGAAUGUAAUCAAUGUGUUAAAGCUUUUGUAAGUCAUGGUGUUCUUAAAAGACAUGUAAAUGCAUGUGCUGGAGAGAAACCCUUUGAAUGUAAUCAAUGUGGAAAAUCAUUUUCAGAAUGCUCUAAACUCCAAAUACAUAAAAGAACACAUACUGGAGAGAAACCCUAUGAAUGUAAUCAAUGUGGGAAAGCAUUUUCAGAACGCUCUAAACUCCAAAGACAUAUAAGAACACAUACUGGAGAGAAACCCUAUGAAUGUAAUCAAUGUAGUAAAGCCUUUUCACAAAAUUGCAGUCUCAUAAGUCAUAAAAGAACACAUACUGGGGAGAGACCCUAUGAAUGCAAUCAAUGUGGUAAAGCCUUUUCACAAAACUGCAGUCUCAAAAGUCAUAAAAGAACACAUACUGGAGAGAAACCCUAUGAAUGUAAUCUAUGUGGUAAAACCUUUUCACAUGGCAGUGGUCUCCAGUAUCAUAAAAGAAUACAUACUGGGGAGAGACCCUAUGAAUGCAAUCAAUGUGGUAAAGCUUUUGCAGGUCAUGGUGAGCUUAAAAGACAUAAAAGAACACAUACUGGAGAGAAACCCUAUGAAUGUGAUCUGUGUGGUAAAGCUUUUCCACAACACUGUGGUCUUGUAAGUCAUAAAAGAACACAUACUGGAGAGAAACACUAUGAAUGUAAUCAAUGUGGUCAAGCUUUUUCACAACAAAGCAGUCUUGUAAGUCAUAAAAGAACACAUACUGGAGAGAAACCCUAUCAAUGUAAUCUAUGUGGUAAAGCCUUUUCACGUGUCAGUAGUCUCCAAUGUCAUAAAAGAACACAUACUGGAGAGAGACCCUAUGGAUGUAAUCAAUGUGGUAAAGCCUUUUCACAUCACAGUACCCUGUUGGGUCAUAAAAGAACACAUACUUGAGAGAGACCCUGUGAGUGUAACUAGCAGGGUAAAGUAUUUGUAUGUAUCAUCAGUCAUUAAAAUCAUGAAAAACAUCAUAUUGCAGAGAAAUCCUAUAAAUAUAAGCCAUGUGGCAAAGCUGUGCACUUUGUAUAUCACAAUAAUCUUUGAGGGCCUAAGAAAUUCAUACUAAAGGGAAUCUUACUACAAAGGAUUUGUCACAGUCUUCAGAAAAUACACAUUUGGUUACACAAGAUUCUGGAAAGAAAAAAUCUGACAAAUGUCAACAAUCUGUUCAAGUACUAUGAUGUCUCUUUUGUUUGCUCCUGCAAAUUCAUAUGGAAAAAGCUCCUAUGAAUUCAUUGAUAAGAUAGCCCUUUUUGAUUUCACACUUUUCUUUAUUACAUAAAAAACUCAUCCAGAUUGGUUGAUUUCUCUAAAUUCAAUCCUACAUGCUUGCUUUCUGUUCCAUGAUGAAUGGAAACUGUUAAGACUUUAAAUGCCUCAAUACCUGGGUUACAGGAAUGUCUUCUUACAAGACAAAAUAUUCACAUGUAACAGUCUGUUUGGUUAGAGAUUUGGUUUAAUUUUAAUUAAGUGAGGUCAGUGUGUGGGUUUGUGAAUGUUCAUGCUUGUUCCCAAGAAGGUUAGACCCUUGAGUAUUCCUGUAGCAGGAACUACAGAAAGUUCUCAAAAACCUGACCUAGGUCCUGGCAAUGAACUUGUCAUAAUUUUGCUUGUCCAUAUCUCUAACCCUGUACAUAUUUUAAACCCUUUUUGUAUCAUCUUGAUAUCAGGGAAAAGCUCAUGGAAGAGAAAACCGUAUUCAUGUAAACAAUUUUGCAAAGACUUCAUACUUGUCUUUAGUUUCAAUAAAAAAUUGUUUCAUGUGA